Messenger RNA from Bolinopsis microptera, 1757 nucleotides. RefSeq lists its product as uncharacterized. The coding region runs from base 5 to 847 and encodes 280 amino acids. NCBI's taxonomy places the organism in Eukaryota, Metazoa, Ctenophora, Tentaculata, Lobata, Bolinopsidae. The record is from RefSeq and is a predicted model, not a curated record. The transcript has 7 exons.
GAUAAUGGGUCAGCCUUACGAUGAGUUACUGUACAGCCUGAUUAUUUCUCAACUGAAAGAUGACGGUUUUAUCGAAGAGGCUGAUAGUCUUCAGCGAAAAGUUGUCAACGCCGUAUUCAAUAUUGAGGCAAGCAGACAGCUAAGAAAGAUUGUAGAAAUAAUGUCCAUCACCAAUGGAAUGUCUUGGAGGAAACUGACCACAAACUCUCAGUGUCCACAAGGAGUCAUACUUAAUCUGAAGAGUGGAGGGGAGAGUCCUAGUUCGAGUAGUAGAGAUGUGAAUGAGGUGAUUGAGGAGCAAGGUCCAGCUCCUAGACAACCUCUCGAGCCCAGAAUCCAGCAACCCACAAGUUCGGGGAUAAACACUUCAGAACACAGAAUUGGGGAGGCCAGAGAACCCAGACUUCAGCCUGACAGUACCCCCAUGGAGUUAGUAACAUCUGCAGCUGAACAAGAUAAUCUUAAUAAAGAGGAGGGGACCGAUGAACAGAAGUGGAAGAAGGAAAUGGAACAUAUGAGGUUUGAUUUCAAGCUAAGCAGGAAAGUUGACUUCAAAAUCCACAACUUUGAUCCACUUAAAAAACGAAGUGUGGUGGAAGAAAAGAAUGGUCAAAAAAGGAUGAAGGGAUCUAAUGCUGCACAAGGUAAGUUCUUCCAUAUCAAGAUGAGCAAGGACUUCACCCCGGAGGAGAAGAAAGGACCGGUAAGGAUACAGAAUCUGACUCAAAUAGUCCCAGCUCAACCCUCCAGACCCUCUACAACUGAACCUGACGGGAAUGACGGUCAGAAGGGAAACUUGCAGGACUUCCUUCAGAAGAUAACCAUCCCCAUGGACAAGCUCAACUGAGAGGAGCCCAUGUUUUGAAGUUUUUACUUUUUCAAAUGAUGAGAAAAUUAAGGAUGUUACUUAUACUGUUGGGAGGUUUACGUUUUACAAUGAUUACCUGGACGGACAACUGUUGAUCGAGUUGAAAGAAUUAGUUAAUUAAUUAAUUAGUUAAUUUGAUAGACUCCAUAUUGUUGGACUAUCAUUAUUAAAUAUUAUCGAGUAGCCCAAGUUACCAAGUAGUAUGAGCGCAAUUGAUUUAACAGUAGUAUAGUAAAAUGAACGUGUCUAAUGUGACAACGUGUAUCCUAAUAUAGACUGACAAGUCUAAAAUUCUUUCCAAUACCUAACCUCCCCCAGACCUUAUCCAGACCUCAUCUCUGACUAAUUACUAAUUACUAAUUACUAAUUACCAGAUCACUGACCUCACUGCCUUUUUCGAGUUCUCGUCCCGUUCCAACGUUCGAUCACAGCGUGUCAGAAAUACAUGGCAAUAGUUACUAGAUCUAAAUUCUGUUUUUACAGUUUGAAGUAGAGUUGACAUGAAACUGUCGGUGAUUGAAUUAUAGGUUGGAGACAGUUACACAAUCGAUUUUAAAUUAUUGCUAUCCUCACCAAUUUAUCUCCCGAAUUUGCAAUUUUGAUUUAAUUUAUUACAUGAUUGCUUUAUAGUUACUUUUAAAGAUCAACUAACUACGUAAAGUUACGAAUGAUUAACUUCAUUCGGAUACAUAAAGUUAAAUUUAGGGUACAUCAACCCGUUUGAGUUGCAAUAUUUUGUCAGCUCUGCUAAAACUACUUAAAGGUAAAGUAUGUUCUCGCGUUUACAACGAUAAUUCAAGUUCUUAUAUUAAUUGAUUUGAAGUGAUUGUCAAAUUAGUUUGAACUGUAGUAUAGACAAGUUAGAAAAUCAAUUUAUUCAAAAUCACGU